ACAUCAUUAAGAUGCGUGGCGUAGAAAGAUGGACUAAAGAGGUUUACACUUGCAAUGACAUCCACACAUUUCCGCUCCGGUUUAAUUAUAGAACUAGAUCGCGUGCUAUUAUGAAGUAUGUCAGACACAGGAGUUCCUAACACGUUUGAAAGUUAAUUAAUACGCGCAUGCCUUCAUUCGACUGGAGUUUCCAUCACGAACGCAUCCAGUGAUCUCAAGAUUAGCAACAUCUGUUUGUCUGCGCCUACUAAAGGAAACAUGAGGGGUUUGGUGCUGUUCUGUUUUGUGGUACACGUUUCUAUUUCGUUAAACGACGGGGAACCUGUUUCUACCUGCCCUGGAGGCCGACGACCGGUACGCUGUUUUAUAAACCCAUGUGAUUUACCUCGAUGGAAAACCUGCAAUAACAAUCCUACACUGCAAUGUCGGGCCAACUACUGUCAGGGCUGCGAACACGUGCAGUUCUAUGACGUCAAUGGUGUCAAGGUCAACUGCAAUGACGAUCACAGUAUUCAAAAGGAUCAACAAAAACCUGUAGCUGCCUUCGAAGCUCAUAAAUUUUGGCCAUUCAGUGAUCUAUACGCGAGAAUCAAAUCUUUAUUGUAUUUCAAAACUUAAUUUCCAUUGUUAUGGUUUUGCUGUAAAUUACACACUCAAAUGAGUUCUGAUCAUUCUUAAUGUAAUGAUUUCAUUAUACAAUCUCUUCGUUUGAACUAAAUGAAAAUUUGUUUGGCAUUAAAAAUACCGUAUAACUGAAUGUUUUACAUUCGUUGCAACUACUUUCAAACAGAAGAUGACUAAAAUCAUGUAAUUUGUAUAAUGUGAAGAUGUAUUCAAUUCUUGCAAUAAAUUAUAAUGAAUAUUGGAAA
Pecten maximus is the source of this 869-nucleotide messenger RNA. RefSeq lists its product as uncharacterized. The record is from RefSeq and is a predicted model, not a curated record. The coding region runs from base 259 to 618 and encodes 119 amino acids. Lineage: Eukaryota; Metazoa; Mollusca; Bivalvia; Pectinida; Pectinidae. The transcript has 4 exons.